UCUCGGGGCGCCGCCGGUGUCGUCGCAGUGGUCGGUCUGGCCAGGAAACUGUGGCUAUCGCAACGGGCCUUGCCGGUAUCUCUGCCGGAGCAGAUUGGCAAUGGUUCGUAAUGGAAAAAAUGGUGGGCUCCACCUGAAGCAGAUUGCAUACUACAAGCGAACGGGGGAAUAUCAUCCCACAACAUUAUCAAGUGAAAGAAGUGGAAUCCGGAGAGCUGCCAAAAAAUUUGUUUUAAAGGAAAACAAGUUGUUCUAUGUUGGAAAAGACAGAAAACAAAUGCGCCUGGUAGUUAUUUCAGAUGAGGAGAAGAAAAAGGUCCUCGAGAAAUGCCACAAAAAUGCUGCUGGCACUCAUCAUGGUAUAUCAAGGACAUUGACUUUAGUGGAGUCUAACUACUACUGGACCUCUGUAACAAAUGAUGUCAAGCAGUGGGUGUAUAAUUGCCAGCAUUGCCAGGUGGCAAAGAACACAGCCACCAAAGUGCCCAAAAUACACCCUAUCAAAGCAGAGGACCCAUGGACAGCAGUCACUAUAGAGCUAAUGGGACCUUUCAGUGUUACCAGUAGAAGUCACAAAUACAUCAUAAUUAUGACAGAUUUGUUUACGGGAUGGACUGUUAUCUUACCACUGCAUAACACUUCAGCAGCUGAAAUUGCUAAGGCAAUCAUAAAUGUGUUUUUCUUAUAUGGGCCCCCUCAAAAGAUGCCUAUUGAUCAAGGGAAGGAGUUUGUUUAUCAGAUAAAUGAAGAACUGUGUGCACAGUUUGGAAUGAAACAAGUUGUAUUGUCUUAUCCUCAGACAGAUGAUGUAAAUGAAAGGAUGUCCAAGACAAUCAAAACUUUCCUUAACAAGUAUUGUAUAGACCAUCCAAGUGAUUGGGAUGAACAUUUGUCUGCUAUAGCCUAUGCUUUCAAUCUGACAAAUUUGGAGCCAGAUCAAAACACCCCAUAUUUCCAAAUGUUCAACCGUAACCCACGUGUUCUUGAGCCCAUUAAUGUAUGUGUGGAAGGAGAAUACAGUAGUUUUGCCAAAAUAUUUGAAGCAACUAGAAAACUCAGUGAAGCUCUGGAAGAAGAGAAAACCACAGAUUGCCAGGCAGAUAAAAAAACUUCAGAUGAACAAAAAAUCAGAACCAAAAUCACAGUCAAAAGGAAGCCAAAACAAUUAAAUACCCUUCAACUUAAAGUUGGUCAUGAAGUCCUCAGGCAAAGAAAAAACUGGUGGAAAGAUGGUCGUUUCCAGUCAAAAUGGAUUGGUCCUUGUAUCAUAGAUUACAUCACAGAAAAUGGCUGUGCAAUAUUAAGAGAUUCCACAGGAUCCAGGCUGAAAAGACCCAUCAAGAUGUCUCACCUCAAGCCAUAUAUAAGAGGGUCCAGUGAAAAAGACAACCAUUAUAUUCUACAAGGUGCAGUAGUUUUUGACCACGACUAUAUUGGCUUACCUGAAAGAUCUAAUAAUUCAAGCCAACCAGACUCUGUUACUGAAGAGGAAAUAAAUGCCUACAAAAGAGAUAUCAUGUCCGCUAUACAGAUUGCACCUGAAGCCUGCAAAGACCAACAAUCAGCAGAUGUUGCCUCUUCAUUGAGCCUGUGCACAUUGGGAGAUUCUCUAUGGAUGGUGGGCUGUGAAAGGUGAAGCACUGGUAUUAAUUAUUUGGAUUUCCUUGAGUAAAUUGUUACUGGUUUGGACUUUCUGCUGAGUGUUUCUCAAAGUAAGCAGCACAGGAAUUUUUUCAUAUGGAAAACCGAUGAGUAUAAGUUAGGUUUUUUGUUUGUUUUUGUUUUGAUUUAUAUCUUAGGUUGCAAUACAGGAUGUAAUCAAAAGAAUGUAUUCUAUCACCAUCUGUUGAAAUCAGGUGGGGCAAUGAGCCUUCAUCUCUAUGGGAGAUAUCCUCUGCUAAUGGGCCAUCUUUUAAAUACCAGGUGGGACAGUGUUCUUUAACUUUUCCACAACCUCCUCCAGGAAAUAUCUUCUGUUAAUGGGCCAUUGAGUCCUACUGCAUGACUGAUAAAAUUACAUCAUCCCAUUGGGAGGUGCUCCAUCCAGGGGGAGGAGCCAAGCCUUUCCUAGCUAAAUAAAAUCUAAAAUGUAAGACACCAAAGCAGCCCUUUUUUCCACUGGAUUCCAGAGAAAAACUGGACCUUUCCACAUCUACAGGAGAACUGUUUCAACAGAACCACAUCUGUCAUUCCAGGAGGACUGCAGCCACCAUUUAAUGGGACUGCUACCACCACCCUGACUGAUGGGGUGUCAGCUUGUAUUCUGACUCUGUCAGUGUUUUUAGGUUUGUUCUCUGUAAUACUGUAUUUUUAUUUUAAUUUUCCUAGUAAAGAACUGUUAUUCCUAUUCCCAUGUCUUUGCCUGAGAUCCCAUUAAUUUCAAAAUUAUAGUAAC
This is a messenger RNA of Cinclus cinclus, 2395 nucleotides long. It is a transcript of the gene GIN1, whose product is annotated as gypsy retrotransposon integrase 1. The transcript has 9 exons. NCBI's taxonomy places the organism in Eukaryota, Metazoa, Chordata, Aves, Passeriformes, Cinclidae. The coding region runs from base 101 to 1636 and encodes 511 amino acids. Gene Ontology annotation, biological process: DNA integration. The record is from RefSeq and is a predicted model, not a curated record. Gene Ontology annotation, molecular function: nucleic acid binding.